CCCAUCUACUCCACUUUAUCCUCUUCUUCUUCUCCAAAAAUCCAAUCUUUCUGUUUAUCUUCAUGGAGCCUCUAAUGGCCACUCCUUGGUCAGAUUACAACCCCUCACAAGACGACCUCGUCGCCGAGCUUCUCGACGACCACUCCCCCCUCUUCCUCCUCCCCGAACACGCCUCCGCCAACAAGCUCGCCAUCUCCGCCGCUGCCUACUCGGGGCCUACCAUCGAAGAUAUUGAGAAUGCGCUUUCUAUCACCCCUAGAAGAGAACCGUUGUCCCGCAGCGAGAUUUCUCAGACAGGGUUUUCGAUUAUGGAGAGGGGAGGGUUGAAUAAGGUUGAGCAUAAGUACAGCCUCAGGAUCAAGAGCUGUGGGAAUAUGGUGGCUGAUGAUGGCUAUAAAUGGCGGAAAUAUGGUCAGAAGUCUAUAAAAAAUAGUCCCAAUCCCAGGAGCUAUUAUAGGUGCUCAAACCCAAGAUGCAGUGCAAAGAAGCAAGUGGAGAGGUCCAUUGAAGAUCCAGACACCUUCAUCAUCACCUACGAAGGCCUCCACCUCCACUUUGCUUACCCAUUCCUCCUAAUGGGCCAAACCCACCAGGCCCAAUCUCCAACCAAGAAGCCCAAGACGAUCGACUCAGAGCUCCAAGCCCAACCUCACGAAGCCCAUCAAGGCCCAACUUCUCUUCCUCCAUACCCGCCCGACCCGGCCCCACAAGGCUUGCUCGAGGAUAUGGUCCCCUGGAUGAUCCGAAAUCCCUCCACCAAUCACACCACUUUAUCAAAUUCCUCCUCAUGUUCAUCCUACCGUUCGCCUCCAACCUCCCCACCAUCACCGUCCACGUGUCCUCCCUACGUGGCUUCCUGCUAUUGAGAUUUUUGGGAAAUACGAUAAGACAUAUAUAACAUAUAUAUAUUUAUAUAAAUAUUAAAUUUGUAUUCAAUGGGCUACUAAAGCCCAGUUAAACGCCCAGUUAAACGCAGUCGUAUCGUGUGUAUUAAGCUAUAUAUAGUAUAUAAUAAUAUGGACGUUUAGAAA
Messenger RNA from Momordica charantia (bitter melon), 1031 nucleotides. It is a transcript of the gene WRKY49, whose product is annotated as WRKY DNA-binding protein 49. Gene Ontology annotation, molecular function: sequence-specific DNA binding; DNA-binding transcription factor activity. Gene Ontology annotation, biological process: regulation of DNA-templated transcription. Lineage: Eukaryota; Viridiplantae; Streptophyta; Magnoliopsida; Cucurbitales; Cucurbitaceae. The record is from RefSeq and is a predicted model, not a curated record.